AUGGCAGGUCGAACAAAUGACCCUGACAAAGCUUUCAUGAGUGAUGCUAUUAAAUUAUGUGAUUUUGGUGAAUGUGUUGUCAAUUUCAAAUUGCAGAUGCGUGCAGCUGUAUGUGAAAUUGCUAAUUAUUUUCCUACUGCCAUUGUUAGUGGAAGAUGUAGGACUAAGAUAUUUGAUUUUGUCAAGUUGAAAAAUGUGUAUUAUGCUGGAAGUCAUGGAAUGGACAUAUCAACCUCACUAGGGUCUUCCAAGUAUCAAGAUAAGAAGCAUCAAACAAAUGCUAUGGAUGAAAAGGGUAAUGAAAUUGUUCUUUUUCAUCCGGCAAAAGAUUUUUUGCCAACAAUCCAAGAGAUAAUUAAGAUUUUAAAAGACAAUACAAAAAAAAUAAACAACUCUACAAUUGAGGAUAAUAUGUUUUGUGUCACGGUACACUACCGCCGUGUGAAAAAUGAAGAGGAUGUUGAAGUUCUCAAAGAUAUUGUUGAAUCUAUUAUGAAAGCUUACCCUGAUUUUCACAUUUAUGGAGGAAAAAAGAUUAUGGAGAUACGCCCAAAUGUAAAAUGGAACAAAGGGCAUGCUCUAAUGUACUUGCUUGACACACUUGGAUUUAACACCUUUGAUGAUGUCCUACCAAUGUAUAUUGGGGAUGAUAGAACAGAUGAAGAUGCUUUCAAGGUUAUAAGACAAAUUGGAGGAGGCUUUCCCAUUGUUGUUUCUUCAAUUGCUAAGGAAACAAAUGCUUCAUAUUCUCUACGUGACCCUGCUGAUGUUAUGACAUUCUUGAUACAUUUAGCAAAAUGGAAGAAGAAUUUGUUACAAAAACCUAAACAAAUUUGAAGAGAAAAAAUGUGAUGGGUUAAUGAACUAUAGGUUAGAGAGACAUAGAGUUGAUGACAAAACAAAUUAACUAGAAAAUAAUUGUGUAAAUAUAAGUUGUACUUCAAAUGUUUAGAUUUUUAUAAAGUUCAAUUAAUUGGAAAAAUAAAUAAAUAAAUUUAGAUGAUGGACAUGAUAAUUCCCCAUGAAUGGAACAUUUGAGCUAUGGCUCAUAAAAAUCUA
Molecule: messenger RNA, 1059 nt
Organism: Cicer arietinum (chickpea)
Lineage: Eukaryota; Viridiplantae; Streptophyta; Magnoliopsida; Fabales; Fabaceae
Source: RefSeq, a predicted model, not a curated record